AUGGAUUUUCAUGGCGAAACAGUAUCCCUCAACCAUCAAAUCGACCGCAAUCCUAAACCUGAAGACGCUGGGAGAAUCAAAGUCUAUGUGAGCAUCCUAAUGUCGGAAUAUCCUAUAAGAGAUUGCCGGCCAAUACUGGCUUUCUCCUUGCCUGCCAGAGAGUUUCAGGAUAGCUUCACGGGGUAUAGAUGGGAACAACUGAAUUGCUUAGAGGACGAUGAACGUCUCAGUAUCUCUCAGGUUGAUUUCGCGAGGACGGAACUCAGUAGACUUGUCACUGACGUCAUGUUCUACUCGGUUAAGUAUUCUCCAUAUUGUGCUCUGUCAAUUUAUAUUACCUUUAAGUUCAAUGAUAAACCUCCUGCUAUGGUUGAAGAGUAUAAAUCAUUAAUGGAAGAUACGACGACGACGAAAUACGAAGAGUAUAAGCAUCUCCCUGUGGAUGAGAGCGUUAUGCGCAUCCAAGAGCCUAACUGGAACGUCUUUCACUUCUAG
Molecule: messenger RNA, 495 nt
Organism: Camelina sativa (false flax)
Lineage: Eukaryota; Viridiplantae; Streptophyta; Magnoliopsida; Brassicales; Brassicaceae
Source: RefSeq, a predicted model, not a curated record